Molecule: messenger RNA, 573 nt
Organism: Morone saxatilis (striped sea-bass)
Lineage: Eukaryota; Metazoa; Chordata; Actinopteri; Moronidae
Product: leukocyte cell-derived chemotaxin-2-like
Exons: 3
Source: RefSeq, a predicted model, not a curated record
AAACUCAGCCAACAGCAGGAGGACGCGGACCCGCUGGGACAGGGACGCUACGGAGCCCCGCGGGGGAGCAGAGAGCACAAAGGUCUGGACAUCGAGUGCAGCGACGGAUCGAUCGUCUACGCUCCGUUUGACGUGACGCUCCACGGAAACACCGUCACCCCCUUCACCGCCCCCGACAAGGUGGUCCUCAACAACGGCAUCAGCCUGAGAGGAGAGGGUCUGUGUUUCAAGCUGUUCCCUGUGAAUCCGGACCGAACCUCCGGCUCAGUGAGGAAGGGGCAGAGGAUCGGCGUCAUGCUGCCCAUGCAGACGGUUUUCCCAGGAAUCAUCUCACACGUCCACGUCCAGAUGUGCAACAGGAGCGACCCCACACCGUACUUCUGACCAACUCGCUGAGGACCUCUGUAAACAUCUGUUCUCAUUAAAGUCAUUAAAGAGCUGUUUCCUUAUGUUUACAUAUUUCUGUAAAAACAGGCAGUAGGGAAUUAUCAUAGAUAUUGAUUGGGUGUAUAGAUUUUUAGCUAAAGCUAUCUGUCCAUCAGGAAACUCUGUAAAUCACAGAGAGUUGAAGCU